This is a messenger RNA of Penicillium argentinense, 285 nucleotides long. RefSeq lists its product as uncharacterized. The record is from RefSeq and is a predicted model, not a curated record. Lineage: Eukaryota; Fungi; Ascomycota; Eurotiomycetes; Eurotiales; Aspergillaceae. The transcript has a single exon. The coding region runs from base 1 to 285 and encodes 94 amino acids.
AUGUCGUCCCUUUCCUCCACCCGCGCCAGCGCCAGCCGACUCUCAGGACUCCUCAACAGACCACAAAUCACGCCCACGUCCAGCGCCUUCGCACGAUCGUCGGGUCCCCACCGCCUCAAUUCCAGCAACCAGCGCUCACCACCACGCCCCUCGUCCGCACCGCAACAAAGCCGGUCGAAUUUCCCCAUAAUCCCAAUCGUCGCCAUCGUCGCCCUCGGCUCCGGCUCCUACAUCCUCCUCGUCAAGUCCCGCACCGGCGUGAACCAAGCGCGCCCGUCCAACUAG